AUGUAUCUUAUAUUUCUUUAUAUUUACAUAACGGACAAUGACGCCACAGACUCGUCCAGUGAUGAGGAGGAAAAUCUUCGAGGAGAGAAGUCCAAACGACAUAAAAGAAUUUGUAAAGAAAUUAUCAUCAGAAAUGGAAAAACCAAAGUCACUUCAAAGAUGGUAUCAUCCAAAGAGAAAAAAGAUACAAAACUUCUCGAAGAAAAUGUAAAGAAGUACAGGGGAAUUAGACGACGAAAAUGGGAAAGAUGGGAUGCAGAGAUGAGAUGUAAGAACGAUAAACGACGUUGGUUAGAAAGUUUUGACACUGCGCUUGAAGCUGCUUUGGCUUAUGACAAGGCAGCCAUUGAAAUAAAAGGUGCUAAUGUUGUGACAAACAUUAUCGAGCCACCACCGAAGAAAAGCAACCCCAUCCACCAAUAA
Solanum verrucosum is the source of this 423-nucleotide messenger RNA. Its product is annotated as ethylene-responsive transcription factor CRF6-like. Gene Ontology annotation, molecular function: DNA-binding transcription factor activity; DNA binding. NCBI's taxonomy places the organism in Eukaryota, Viridiplantae, Streptophyta, Magnoliopsida, Solanales, Solanaceae. The record is from RefSeq and is a predicted model, not a curated record. Gene Ontology annotation, biological process: regulation of DNA-templated transcription.